UCCUCCAUCAUCACUAAAAAUUAUAAGGCUUGACGCAUUGAUCCGGGUAUUUAUCGUCGGAAUCUAAUAAUGAAAUUUAUAUAUAUUAAGCGGAGAGAAGAAAACAACAUGAUUUGCUAAAAAAAAAACCCCAAUUUCACUUGAGUUUCCGAUUUCUGCUGGCAAAAAAAACCAAAAAAACAGAAUCUCUUCCGCUUGUCCUCUCCGAUUUCCGAUUCGCCUCUCGUCGUAGCUUGUCGAUAUCGUAAAGCUACACUGUUAUAUCAGUAGGUUGAUGAUGGGUUCUGCAGCCAGACAACCUCUCUUCUCUUUUGGUGUUAUUGCCGAUGUUCAGUAUGCGGAUAUUCCAGAUGGCCGCUCCUUUUUAGGUACUCCUAGGUAUUACAGAAACAGCAUCCUUGUCCUGCAACGAGCUGUCCAAACUUGGAACCACCAUGGAAACCUCAAGUUUGUGAUCAACAUGGGGGACAUUGUUGAUGGAUAUUGUCCCAAGGAUCAAUCCUUGGCGGCAACUAAGAAACUGGUCACUGAAUUCGAGAGAUUCGAGGGUCCUGUGUAUCACAUGAUUGGCAAUCACUGCUUGUACAAUCUCCCACGCGAAGAGCUGCUUCCGUUACUGAAGAUCCCAGGUUGUGAUGGCAAUGCUUAUUAUGAUUUUUCACCAACCCCUGAGUAUAGAGUUGUGGUAUUAGAUGGGUAUGAUAUAAGUGCUGUUGGAUGGCCACAAGACCAUCCUAAGACGAUCGCUGCAUUGAAAAUACUCGAAGAAAAGAACCCAAACGAAGAUAAAAACAGCCCUGAGGGGCUUGUAGAUGUUGAGAGGAGGUUUGUGAAGUUUAACGGUGGUGUUGGGGAGAAACAGCUGCAAUGGCUUGACACUGUGCUUCAAGAGGCAACGAAAUCGAACCAGAAAGUUAUCGUGUGUGGGCAUGUGCCUAUGAGCCCUGGUGUGGCAUCUAAAGCAGCAUUGUUAUGGAAUUUUGAUGAAGUGAUGAGCGUUAUACACAAGUAUGACUGUGUUAAAGUUUGUUUGUCGGGACACGACCAUAAAGGAGGAUACUUUGUUGAUUCUCAUGGUGUUCACCAUAGGUGCCUGGAAGCUGCCUUGGAGUGCCCCCCAGGUACGUAUUCGUUUGGACAUAUCGAUGUAUUUGAGAACAAGUUAUCUCUUGUUGGUACUGAUCGGAUGCAAAGCACAGAUUUUUGAGAACUAAGUUUUCCUACGCAGAUAUUGUAGUAACCAAUCCAUUUUUAUUAUAUGAUGAAUAUGAUUCUAUUAAUAUCAUACGGCUACAUGUACGGUGCUUU
Molecule: messenger RNA, 1308 nt
Organism: Eutrema salsugineum
Lineage: Eukaryota; Viridiplantae; Streptophyta; Magnoliopsida; Brassicales; Brassicaceae
Product: manganese-dependent ADP-ribose/CDP-alcohol diphosphatase
Exons: 2
Coding region: 275-1207 (310 amino acids)
Molecular function (GO): CDP-glycerol diphosphatase activity; ADP-ribose diphosphatase activity; 2',3'-cyclic-nucleotide 2'-phosphodiesterase activity
Source: RefSeq, a predicted model, not a curated record